CGGACGGACCGAACCGGCGAUAUAGUAUAAAUUUCAUACCCACUGACCAGCUCAUCAUCAUUUGUGCUUUGAACUUCUUAAGUGUAAAUUGCUCGUUCGCUUCUGCUCGAGAAAAUUUCGUGAAACCCAAAAACCAAAACAAACAAAAAUGAAAUUCUUUAUGCUUUUCGCCUUGGCCCUUGUGGGCAUUGCUGCUGGUGCUCAGCUGCCUGACUCCGCUACCCAGGGACCCAAUCCCCAGGAUAUUGCCACUCCGGAGCCGGAGUACAUUGACAUCGAUGAACCUGCACCUGCGGCUGCUGCUCCUGCCCCUCGUCCCGUGGCCACUGCCCCUCGUCCCGUCUUCGCUGCCGCCGCUCCCAUUCCUCGUCCAGUGGCUCGUCCCGUGGCCGUGGCCCAGUCCUUCGUCCAGCAGCCCGUCGUCCAGCAGCAGAUCCUCCAGAGGGCCCAGUACCUGGCGCCGGUUGCCCAGCAGGUGGUGGUGCCACAGCAGCAACAGCUGGUGGGUCACACCUACAACAGCAGGGCCGGCUACCAGUACCGCCGUCCAGUCUAUAGCGAAUCCAUCAAAGAAACGACCAACAAGAACAAGACAAGAUCAAAAGCAUAAAGCAUAAAGAGCGAAGUACAAAGAGACAAAUGAUGUUCUAAAGACAAAGAUCGAAAAACGAAGUAUUCAGUUAUUGUUGAAUUGCCAAGUAAAAUACGAAAAAAAUAAACGUAAAUUAUUUGUAAAAAUGAUAAA
Messenger RNA from Drosophila rhopaloa, 745 nucleotides. RefSeq lists its product as uncharacterized. Bases 149 to 610 code for a protein of 153 amino acids. NCBI's taxonomy places the organism in Eukaryota, Metazoa, Arthropoda, Insecta, Diptera, Drosophilidae. The record is from RefSeq and is a predicted model, not a curated record. The transcript has 3 exons.